Vigna angularis (adzuki bean) is the source of this 1204-nucleotide messenger RNA. RefSeq names its product protein STRICTOSIDINE SYNTHASE-LIKE 10. Lineage: Eukaryota; Viridiplantae; Streptophyta; Magnoliopsida; Fabales; Fabaceae. Gene Ontology annotation, molecular function: strictosidine synthase activity. Gene Ontology annotation, biological process: biosynthetic process. Bases 59 to 1099 code for a protein of 346 amino acids. The transcript has 3 exons. The record is from RefSeq and is a predicted model, not a curated record.
CCUCAAAUUAAUUAUUCAUGUGAAGUACACCCUCUGCAAGUUUUUUCUCACAUUUACAAUGAACCUAUCUACUCUUCCCUUACUUCUACUGCUCUUCCAAGUGGCUCAUUUUGUUUCUUAUGAAGCUGCUUCCGUUCUAGAUGGCCUCAAAUCCUAUUCCCAGCUUGAUCUUCCUCACUCGGUUUUUGGUUCUGAAAGUGCAGCCUUCGAUUGCCAUGGUAAAGGACCAUAUGUCGGAGUUUCUGAUGGUAGAAUCCUCAAGUGGCAUGACACAAACAAACAGUGGAUUGACUUUGCAGUUACCUCUCCACACAGGGACAAGAAAGUGUGUGAUGGGUUAACAGACGAAAGCAUGGAAUCAAUCUGUGGAAGACCAUUGGGUCUGAAAUUCAACAGUGUGACUUGUGAUCUGUACAUUGCAGAUGCAUACUUUGGGCUUCUCAAGGUAGGACCAGCAGGUGGCGUGGCUAAGCAGUUAGCCACUUCUGCAGAAGGGGUUCCGUUUAUGUUCACAAAUGCCUUGGACAUUCACCCCAAAACUGGUGAAGUUUAUUUCACAGAUAGCAGCAUCCUAUUCCAGAGAAGGGUCUACAUGUCGAUAAUUCUGAGCGGGGACAGAACUGGAAGGUUGCUGAAAUACGUGCCCAGUAGCGGAAGAGUGUAUGUGUUGGUGAAAGGUUUGGCAUUCCCCAACGGUGUGGCGCUGAGCAGGGACAGCUCCUUCAUUCUGGUGGCGGAAUCAACCACUUUUAAGAUUUUUAAAAUUGCGCUGAGCGGCGGCAACAACAUAGAAACUUUUGCGCAGGUUCCGCGUUCCCCAGAUAACAUAAAGAGGAACGCAAAAGGGGAAUUUUGGGUGGCACUUAACAGCGGGAGGGGAAGGAUCAAUGGUUUGGAAAAGGAAACAGAAGUUGAAGCGACGGUUCCGUGGACAACAGAUCCCGUGGCGAUUAAAUUUGAUGCAGAGGGGAAUGUUGUUGAGGUGUUGGAUGGAAGAUAUGGACAACAGCUUAACUCUGUUAGUGAAGUGGAAGAACAUGAUGGAAGUUUGUGGAUAGGUUCUGCAGUGCAACCUUACGUUGCUGUCAUCAAACCCUAGUUUUUCUGUCUGGUUGUUUAGUGUGUUUUCUUUCUGUCUUUUUUAUAUCAAAACUCCAUUUGUUUUGAUGAAAUAAGAUUGAUUUUAUUCCAAUGUUUAAUGAAA